AAACAUAUUUUUAAUUUUGUAUCUCUUGUUUUUGCUUUUGUGUUGUGUAAUGUCAUUAUUUUGCACCAAUGAACGAGGAGCUUCUACUCCACUUCAUCAGGCCAGCAGUUGGUUUCUGCGGAGACGUAUCAUCAGUCAUCAAUCACAGCCCACUAACACGGCUAUCAAAUUAAUCGGACUGAUCAGGCACCAUGGGGGUAAAGUCAGCGACUGAAAUCAUAGAAAAUUCUAUGACAGAGGAGGAUCCCAAUGAUAACAUUCAAUAUUCAAAUGGAUCUAUUCCAAACAAACCGAGAUGGGGACCUGCACAUGCUGGAGCUAAAGAGUUAGCAAGCAAGUACACUGCCGAUGUUGACGGGCCAAGUGAGAGAACAAGGGGUUUUUAUAAGAAAAGAAAGGAAAGGCCACCUGGGAAGCGGUUACAAGAAACAAUUUGCCUAUUUUUGAGCAUAGCGCUUCUGGCUGUGAAUUUUGUGUUCCUAGCCGUGUACUUUGACCCAAAACAGUGGCACAUGGUACUUUUAUGUGCAGUUCUUGGCAUCCUCUCAGCUGACUUUGUAGGUGGACUGGUACACUGGGGUGCAGACACUUGGGGUACAGUGGAGUUGCCCAUUGUAGGCAGUAUGUUUAUAGAAGAACUGAAGAAAGGCCAUAUUAGAAAAUUGAUGUGGAACAUAAUAUCGGGCUUCAUUCGUCCCUUCCGGGAACACCAUAUAGAUCCUACCUCAAUAACCCGCCAUGAUUUCAUAGAGACCAAUGGGGACAAUUUUGCAGUGGUGAUUCCUGGCUUGGCCUAUAUGCUGUAUCAGUUUCUGACUUGUACUUCAGUGGAAAUAGCAGAUUCUUACAACUGGAAAAUGUACCUGUAUUUGCUGGCUGUUUUUGCAAGCCUCACAAAUCAAUGUCACAAGUGGUCACACACAUACUUUGGACUGCCAUGGUACAUUGUGAAGCUGCAGGACAUCCACCUGCUGCUGCCCCGCCGCCAUCACCGCAUCCACCACGUGGCUCCUCAUGAGACCUACUACUGCAUCACCACAGGCUGGCUCAACUACCCUCUGGAGGCCAUCAAAUUCUGGCCCACCUUGGAAGUGCUCAUAGAGACGCUGACCGGCUGCAAGCCACGCAGUGAUGACAUGGCCUGGGCAAGCAAGACCCAAUGAUGACCUGCUACAUUUUUAUAAAUAUAUGUAUAAAAAUUUAUUUAUACACAAAGCUGCUACUCAGCAAAUGGAGUCAAAAGACUAAGAUCAAAGACAUCGGUGUAUGUAUUGAACGGUAAAAGUCAUUCAUCUUCAGCUGACACCUUUUUUAAUGUCAUUUGUUGCAACAAUCUCUACAGUGGUGUUUGUCGGUCCAUAUUUUCAUGCUUACUCAGAUAAGUGCUUCAAGCCAUUGGCUGCUACUUUGUAUGUCAUGUCUAUUCAUGGAGAAAAUGCUUUACACAGAAAACAGAGAUGAACAAAAUCAUGUACAGGUGCAAGAUUGCUGCGCCCUAACUGUAGGUGACCAAUUGUUUAACUUUAAGAGGAAUGCUUCUGUGUUGCCAUUUCAUGAAAGGAUUGUUUAAAAAGAUCAAGAUGUCAAACAUUGCCGUAUGCAAAUCAGAGUCAGCACCAGUGUCUGAUAGUACUAAUAAUUUUUCAGAAGUUAAUACUUUACUUGCAUACAAGCAUAUGAGCUGCAUUCGCUACUUUCUUUAUCCUUAUUGUGCCUGUCAUUUGUUUUGCCUAUCUACUUAUGUAUGAAAGGAGCACUCCAAGGGCUGCUGUUGUCAGCAAGUUAGAAUAGUUGGCCACAAUGAUUAUGUAUGCUUGCCGGUCUCAAUUUGCUCAAUAUCGACAAUGCUGCAUGUGUCUCACAUUUAAAAUGUGUCUCACAUUUUUGUUUUAAUCCUGUAUCCUUUUGAACUUAUUUUUUGCCCAAUAAAUCUCUUGGAAAUCGCACACGUUAAAACGCCUGAAAGCUUUUGAGAAGCACAAAUUGCUUUUGACUACAUAUGAGUGCCACAAGAUCUCUUUAACAAAAAAAAAAAAAUCUUACUUAUCUGUGAUCAGCUUUGCAGAGGCUAUUAUUAAUACUUAUUAUUCAUAGUAUCCUGCUGGUGCCCAAAUCUUAAUUUUUGAAAAUGUCCAGUAUUUCAAUGUUUGAGUCCUGCUGUCACUGUUUAAACUUCUGUUGUGAUCUUAAAAAUUCUUUCUUAAUUCUGUGACCUUUAGUCCUUAUCCUUAAUAGCCUCCCAAAAAGUUGUUAAACAAUUUUUCUCCAAGGCUUCACACUUAACUCCUUUCUAAAGUUGAAAAACUAUACACUUAAAGAGGAAGAAAGGUGAUGUUUGAGUGGAGUGGAUCAGAUGAAGAGAUUGUUUGUUCUCUCAGCUUUUGUCACUGUAGAUGUAUUUGAUGUUGACUGAUACAUAUAUAUAUAUUAAUACAACCUUGUGGAUAUUAUGGUUUGGUUGAUGUGAUUACAUGUAUCUGGACCUCAAGAUCAGUCGAUAUUUUAAUGAGCUUAUUUUUAUUCUGAAUGAUUUGUGAAUAUACAUUUGAUCGCAUACUUGACUUCAUUCUCAUUGAAGCUGUAUCAUCAGUGUAGCCUACUUAAGUAAUAUUGUUUUUGCUUUGCUUCCAUAUACUUGUUCUGUGGCCAUAUGCUUUGUGUGUGUUCUCGAUCGGCAUAUAUUUAUAAACUAUCCAAACACAUAUAUGAACUUGUGCCUUCAUAGCAUUGUGACAAGGGUGAAGAGAUGGUUCACCAUUAGCUUGUUCACUGGCCUCUGUUUCCAAAUCUCUCCAAUGUGCUUGUUAUCCACCAGUACAUCAUAUAAUGUAAGCUAUUUUGUGGCUGAAAAUACGUUGAGUUUGUUCUUAGUGAAAAUGAGAAUUUCAGUAUAAUAGUAAAUUAACACACGACAUGGGGAGACAACAAUGAGUUUGACAUCCCCUGAUCACGUUGCACAGGCUAGUGCACUAUCUGACCUCAUUUUAAAGCAGGUGUCACUUUAGAAGCCAUGUACAUGGUUCUAUUCCUUCUGGUUUUCUGGCAAACUUACUUUGUUGGAAGUAGUUCCAUAAUCUGAUGUUUGAUUCUAGUAUUUGUGGAUUGUUUAGGAUAUAUCUUUGUUGAGACUGGAGUUUAAAUGGCUUAUUAGAACUUGCAAGUUGCAAGACAUAUCCUUGAUAGAUGGAAGGUACACAGUGAGGAACAAAAUUGAACUCGAUAAGUCACACGAAUAGUCAGCUUCUGAAUGGAAUUUAGAUUAGGAAAAAAAACACAUUUAUUGGUGCCGGCAUUUUCAUGAGCAUUUUAAUGAGCCGAAUGGUAAGCAGGUACGAUACAGGUCCUACCUCUGUUUCAGCUGUGUUAACAAGAUUUAGUAACAUUAAGUAUUGGCAGUCUUGUGGUAAGAUGCUCUCUUCUUUGUUACUUUGUCUAUAUAGAUAUAUGUAAUAUAUUUGUAAGCUUCUGUAAUUUUUAGCUAUAAAAAAGGAGUCUACGCUCUCUUUGCUUUGUGAUGUUGAGGUAACUCUCAGGCCAGUCUUAAGUCACACAAGAUAGGAAAAAA
This is a messenger RNA of Aplysia californica (California sea hare), 3565 nucleotides long. Its product is annotated as plasmanylethanolamine desaturase. The record is from RefSeq and is a predicted model, not a curated record. NCBI's taxonomy places the organism in Eukaryota, Metazoa, Mollusca, Gastropoda, Aplysiida, Aplysiidae. Gene Ontology annotation, molecular function: oxidoreductase activity. The coding region runs from base 192 to 1163 and encodes 323 amino acids. The transcript has 8 exons.